AUGCAACAACAGGAGGAGAUAGUGGUACGACUUAAACCACAAAAACCUACAUUUACCGAUGAUGCCGAUGACUUGAGGAGUGAAACUAAAAACAAAAAUGCGGGGGAGUGUGUGGAACGUUUUCAACCUGGCGAUAACAUAGAUGACUUAAACGGAAAAGAAAGUGAAGAAGUUGUGAUGCAGAAUAAUGGGGUAGAUACAAAUACAUGGGGGAUCCUAUCAGCUUCACAAAAAAAUACAAAUACAACUAACAGCAAAGGGAACAGUCACAGUCAUAAACCACGUCCGCCACCUAUUUCAAGUGUGGAUAUAGAUAAUCUAAUGCUAAAAGAAAUAAAUGAGCUUGUAAGUCUAUCCGAUUUGGAGCCUAUUGCAUCUAUGGCUAUUUUUCAAAGACUUGUCGAUGAUCUCAUGGAAUUAUAUAGAAUAAUUGAAGAGAAUCCAAAAAAAAGCAUUGAUUUAAGAUCGCUAAUUUUUAAGGGAAUGGGUGAUAUACUUGUUGAUCGUCAGGAAAUGAAAAAAGAAGUCAAAAAAUUUAAAGCAAACGGACCUUCAGAACCUCUUGACAAUAUAGAGCUGAAAAAUCCAUUUCCUGUUAUGCUCAAGGAAGAUAUGAUGAAAAUGGCAGAUGCCCACAAACAACAGCAUCAUAACUUCGUACAGAAAUUGAAGAGCAGGUCAAAUGAACGGCUCGAAAUUCCACUCAAGCAAAACUCGAAAAUCGACUCGAACUUUGAUGAAUUAGCCAAUAUGAGUCUUGAUUCCGAUGAUUUCAAGAAGGUGUCGGGAUGCUAUCAUAUAAAUAUUGACGCCAAAUUACAUGAAGAACUUUGUUCGAAGUUUUAUCUCAAGAAAUCUCCUCCUAUGAGCGUUACGAAAUAUUUAGAACGUGUCAACAGGCUUCUUUGUCCUUCUACGGCUUCUUUACUUACUGCAGCAUAUUUUCUAUUCAACACAGUGUUUAAUCUUAAACCUAGUAAUAUGACUUGUGUUGUCCCAUUAGAGGCCCCUCCAGAAGACGAGGGAGAAAUUCAGAUGAGUCCGGUUAAUAGCCGAAAUAUAUUUCGUCUCAUCUUAGGCUGUUUGAGACUGUCAUUAAAGCUCAUUGAGGAUAAAAAUUACAAACAGCGGUAUUAUUGUAAGGUUGUUGGAAUGCAAAAUAUGCCUGAAAUGCUAAGGUUGGAACUUGCGGAAAUGUUUAUGCUGGAUUCCCAUUUGUUUAUUAAUCAGUACGUCUUAACGAGAUUUAUAUUCCAGUUUAAAGUGUUUGAUCACAAUGUUCGCUUGUUGUUUGCAUCGAUGAAAUAA
This is a messenger RNA of Brettanomyces bruxellensis, 1308 nucleotides long. RefSeq lists its product as uncharacterized. Gene Ontology annotation, molecular function: protein kinase binding; cyclin-dependent protein serine/threonine kinase regulator activity. Gene Ontology annotation, cellular component: cyclin-dependent protein kinase holoenzyme complex; nucleus. The record is from RefSeq and is a predicted model, not a curated record. NCBI's taxonomy places the organism in Eukaryota, Fungi, Ascomycota, Pichiomycetes, Pichiales, Pichiaceae. Gene Ontology annotation, biological process: regulation of cyclin-dependent protein serine/threonine kinase activity. Bases 1 to 1308 code for a protein of 435 amino acids. The transcript has a single exon.